This is a messenger RNA of Knipowitschia caucasica, 1083 nucleotides long. The record is from the annotation of a GenBank genome assembly. Lineage: Eukaryota; Metazoa; Chordata; Actinopteri; Gobiiformes; Gobiidae.
AUGGAGCAUCACACAGAGGACCAUGGACCAUCACACAGAGGACCAUGGAGCAUCACACAGAGGACCAUGGACCAUGGACACAGAAGACCAUGGACCAUCACACAGAGGACCAUAGAGCAUCACACAGAGGACCAUGGACCAUCACACAGAGGACCAUGGAGCAUCACACAGAGGACCAUGGACCAUCACACAGAGGACCAUGGAGCAUCACACAGAGGACCAUGGAGCAUCACACAGAGGACCAUGGACCAUGGACACAGAGGACCAUGGACCAUCACACAGAGGACCAUAGAGCAUCACACAGAGGACCAUGGACCAUCACACAGAGGACCAUGGAGCAUCACACAGAGGACCAUGGAGCAUCACACAGAGGACCAUGGACCAUGGACACAGAGGACCAUGGACCAUCACACAGAGGACCAUGGACCAUCACACAGAGGACCAUGGAGCAUCACACAGAGGACCAUGGAGCAUCAGACAGAGGACCAUGGACCAUCACACAGAGGACCAUGGAGCAUCACACAGAGGACCAUGGACCAUCACACAGAGGACCAUGGAGCAUCACACAGAGGACCAUGGACCAUGGACACAGAGGACCAUGGACCAUCACACAGAGGACCAUGGACCAUCACACAGAGGACCAUGGAGCAUCACACAGAGGACCAUGGAGCAUCACACAGAGGACCAUGGAGCAUCAGACAGAGGACCAUGGACCAUCACACAGAGGACCAUGGAGCAUCACACAGAGGACCAUGGACCAUCACACAGAGGACCAUGGACCAUCACACAGAGGACCAUGGAGCAUCAGACAGAGGACCAUGGACCAUCACACUGAGGACCAUGGAGCAUCACACAGAGGACCAUGGAGCAUCAGACAGAGGACCAUGGAGCAUCACACAGAGGACCAUCACACAGAGGACCAUGGAGCAUCACACAGAGGACCAUGGACCAUCACACAGAGGACCAUGGAGCAUCACACAGAGGACCAUGGAGCAUCACACAGAGGACCAUGGACCAUCACACAGAGGACAAUGGACCAUCACACAGAGGACCAUGGAGCAUCACACAGAGGCCCACAUUUAG